CCUCAAGCACAGAAACCCAAACAGCAAUAGGAGUCCCAACAAUGACACCACCAAAACCCACAUAUACCAAUCAACAACUAGAGUUAUACUUGAACCGCAUCAGGUACACCCACUCCGCUCAAUCCGAGAACACCGCUCAACCAGAGGGCAACCUUCUUCAGCAUCUCCGCCAAGAUAUUGAGAACGAUGCACUUUCUGCGCUGUGUAAUCUGCAACGGCGGCACCUCACUGCCAUUCCAUGGGGCAACUCAGGGCUGCAUUACUCGCAACAUCAUACUAUCUCUCUGAACCCGCAGAGUCUCUUUGAGAAGAUGGUGGAGCGGCAGCUAGAUGGGUACUGCAUGGAGAAUACGGGACUCUUCUUUAUUGUCUUGCGGUCCCUGGGGUAUCUUGUUUACGCCACUGGAGGUAGAGUCAGUCAUGCUGCGGCGAAGGGUUUGGAUAAUGGAUUAUAUUUGUCGUUUGGACAUAUGGUUUUGAUUGUCAUUAUUGGAGGAGAGAAAUACAUGGUUGAUGUCGGCUUUGGAAACAAUUGUGCCACUGCUCCACUAUUACUUCAAGAAGGUGCUACUGCUACGGCCAUCGCGCCGUCCGAGAUGCGUAUUGUCAGAGAAAGCAUUGCCGAGUUCACGGACCCGAGCCAAAAACUCUGGAUCUACCAAACAAGAUACAACCCGGAAAGCAAGUGGUUGCCACAAAUCUGCUUUUCCGACGUGGAGUUCCUACCGCAGGAUUUCGGGGUUAUGAACUUCUCCGUCAGUCAGAGCCGAACUAGCUGGUUCACCCAGGUCUUUGUCUGCAUGCGAAUGAUUUUGGACCAAGGUGGCACAGGGAUCAUCGGUCAGUGCGUUAUGUCUGGCAAAGAAGUCAAGGAGAGAUUGUGCGGGCAAACGGAGGUCUUGCAGGUGAUGGAGACUGAAGAGGACCGCGUCAAGGCCCUGGCUAAGUAUUUCGAUAUGCACCUUCGUGAGAAUGAGAUCCAAGGUAUUCGGGGAAUGACCUCGGAGCUCAAGUAGAGUGAGCGGACUACUAGAAUCCCU
Molecule: messenger RNA, 1040 nt
Organism: Penicillium samsonianum
Lineage: Eukaryota; Fungi; Ascomycota; Eurotiomycetes; Eurotiales; Aspergillaceae
Product: arylamine N-acetyltransferase family protein
Exons: 3
Coding region: 42-1016 (324 amino acids)
Molecular function (GO): acetyltransferase activity
Source: RefSeq, a predicted model, not a curated record